AAAAGAUAUUUUAACCGUCAGUCUAAGGUGAGCGCUCGACUAGUUCGGUACGUGUAUUGUAAAGCAAACGCUCCGUCACUCUGCCAUUCGCUGAUCGCUGCUGUCGUUCCUUACGCGUUUGAAACGGAAUUCCGCCUAAUAUUAGCCAUUACCAUUAGCCCAAACCUUGGCUCAAAGAAGAGAAACGUUAUAUGCAUACAAACAAAAAAAAAAAACAUACAAAUAAGAAUUGAAAAAAGAAAACACACACACACGCAUACGCACGUACACAUGCUUUAAGUGUUCGAUAGUGAAAAGUGAAUUGAGAUUUCUUUUUAUGUAAAUGUGCACAUUUUUUGAAUUUUUUAAAUUGUUUAUAUUUUUAUAAUAUAUUGUAAUAUAAAAGCGAUUUGGGAAAAGCAUUCGUUGAGAGCUGCCACUUCGGUUGUUGUGACGUUGCGUCUCUGUUCUUGGAAAUAACUAACUGCUGUACAACAAAUACGCGCAUUACCCAAAAUGGCAUACCGGUGCUUUUGGAGAAGCAUAACCAAUCUAAAAUUGGCCAUUGUUAUAGUCGCUUUAACCAUGCAAAUUGCGAGUGCGGCACUUUGGUCAAAUUUUGAUAAUGAAAAGGCGGAGAAAUGUAGUGGAGGUGCGGGUUUGAAAUAUUUGUCCGGCGACGCGUUAAUCGAUUCACCCGAUUGUCUAGGACCGAACAACUCACCGUAUCCUAGUGCGGCUGUGGCACGAACCUUCUCGAAUUGGAACGGUAACUCGAGGCGUGGACGUCAAAGUAAGUUCCCCUCAACUCUAGAUCCUGCGAUAACAACAAGUGCUCUGCUACGAGCGUAUGAUGAAGUCAAUAAUGAUUUGCCUGCCAAUCAUCGUUUUGGUCGUUCAUUGUCAAAUGCUCCGGUCAGCCAAUGCAGAGAAACACCAUCUCGUCUGUGCAAAACUCGUUACAAUACUACAGCGCCUAUGUAUGGAGUGAGUUUGACAUCAGGACAGCCGGUUACCAUUGUACAAAAGUUCCCUGAUCUGUUACAGCAAGUUGUUUUCGAAGUUUGCGAAUCGGGUGAAUGUGAUGUUGUACGUGGUGAAUGCACUCAGACAUAUGUGCCGUAUCUGUUUCUGGUAAUUCCAUUGGGUCCCGUCACACUGACUGGUCAGGACUACGUGUUGGUUGAAAGCGGGUGUGUUUGCAAACCCAAAUACUCAACGGGGGCCGCGCAGGAGCCAAAUAUGAUACCUUAGUUUAUUUCCACAACCAAAUAAAAAUUUAAUUUGUUAAUAUCUGAUAUACUGCUACAUAUCUACAUAGAAACUAAAGUGUUUAAAAUGGACAUUUGUAUGCAUAAAUGAUGUGCAAUGCUUUCACUAUAUUAUAUUUGCAACGAAUGCCCAUUUUUACUACCAAAUAGGAUGGAUUCAACAAGUUUUUUCUGUUGAAUAUUACACUUAUUAAUAUACAUACAUACAUAUUUAGUUGUAAAAUAUUUAUUAAUAAAAAUACACAAUAUUUAUGAAUUACAUAUAAAUAUUUCUCUAGAAUAGUUUAAGUUUCAUUUCAAUAAUUGAUUAGGUAAACAUUUGGGUAAAUGAUUAUUUGCAAUAUGAACAAUUAAUUUAAACAAUUUUAGAGCAAAUUUAGAGUAUCUGAUAUUAAUUAAAAAUUAAAAUUAAAUGAAUUUAAUUAUAAUACAAUUGAAUGUAAAAGCAAAGUCAAUUCGAUAAUUGCUCGUCGUUUAUCUUAAUUCAGUAAUCACAAUUUUUUAAAUUAAAGCAUUACAAAUAUAUUAAAGCAUAAAAGCAGUAUUUGGUUCCAAAAAUAAGCUUUAACAAUUUAAAAUUUCAUAUUUGCAAAUGUAAAUGUAUUUUGUUACAAUACAAAUAAAAGUAAAAAUCAAAUAACCAUUUAAACAGCAAUAAACACACAUAAAAUGAUACUAGAUACGCUAUAAUAAAUAUAUUUUAAAUAUAUAAAUGUGUAAUUAAGGGUUUCAUCGUAAGUUAAGCGUUUGUACAUCCUGUAACAGUAUAUCAGAAAUAAUUAAAUAUAUAAAAAAGGUUAUGUUUAAGAUUGGCUAUUUAUUGAUUGCUUAAAAAAUUUCUUAUUUAAUUAUGUAUGUAUAUUUAAUAAUGUUAAUCGCAUAUUUACAAAUGUAUACAAAUAGAUACAAAUCUCUACGAUGAGUUAACAACAAAAUAUUAUAAAAAAAACAAUAUGUUAAAUAUUAAGCUAGCGUUAGUUCACUUACAUAUUCUUGUAUGUACACUCGUACUACACGUACUGGCAAGUGCGUGUUUGUUUUAUGCAAAUGAAAUAAAUAAUUAUGAAUGUAUGUAGUAUAAGAAUUAAGUAGAAAAACAAGAAUUUGCAUUUACGUAUGUAUGUAUCUGAACACUGUAACAGUAAAUUAUUUUAAUAAACGAGAAUUUCAUCAAAUCUAA
This is a messenger RNA of Zeugodacus cucurbitae (melon fly), 2430 nucleotides long. RefSeq lists its product as uncharacterized. Bases 496 to 1233 code for a protein of 245 amino acids. The transcript is spliced from 5 exons. The record is from RefSeq and is a predicted model, not a curated record. Lineage: Eukaryota; Metazoa; Arthropoda; Insecta; Diptera; Tephritidae.